AUGAUUUUAAAAGAUUUUCUUUGGGCAGUGCUGCAGAUUCAUUCUGCACUUGGACAACGAGUGGAACAAGAGAGACUUUAUCCAACAGUCAAAGUGCCUGUAAAUGGCGGCAGCAGUUAUAUUGUCCCUCUAAAUACCGAAAACCUCGACACUGAUUAUUCAAAUCAAGUCUCAUUUGAUCAAAAUAGAGCAUCACCGAUUCCAGUGGGCCCUCCAAGCCCCGUUGUAGUCACUUGCCCCGUUUUGGAUCUUGAAAAUCUUCAAGAAGACGAUGAAGAGUUCCAAAUUAUUCCAGCUUUCAAAACAUUCGAUCGGGGCUCAAUCAUUCCAGUCAAGAUUAAAACGUCAAAUACGAUGUUCAAACAGUUUUUCGUCCAAGUAAAAGAUGGCGAAACUGGCCAACCUUUCGGCGAUUUCGGAGUUGCUUCUACAGAUCCUUUCAACUGUGACAAAUCGAAGCCGAAUCAAAUGGACACAUUCCGAAUUGAAAACUACGAAGGCGACGCUAUUGAUGUCACGUGGAAGCCGUUAUCUGCUCCUAAUGAUUUACCAGCCACGGUCAUCUUAACUGGUUCUUUCAAGUCAGCAGGUGGUGCUUACAAGGAAAUAAAAUCAGCAACGCUAAAAAGGCGAGCAGAUGUGAGUCUAAGAGAAUGCUGCGAACUUGAGUUCCCGAAAAGCCUGCACAAUGGCGACUGUGCUAGAAUGUGUGAGAAGACAAGCAUUGUGGAUGCUCUUUCGAGUGCUCUUGAAUAUUGUAAAAGCGAAAUUUACAAGCUCCAGAGAUGCUAUCAUACAGAAUCAUUCGUAAAUACGGAAGAUACGGACCCGAUAGAAGUCUCCAAGCUUAUUGCCAGAAGUGAUAUGGAAAGAAAAGAUUGCUGCGAGAGUGAUUCGGUGACUCAAGAUUGUCUUGGGCUUUGCGACGGAGCUCAAACCCUUUUUUGGAAGAAGCAGUACAAUCAAUGCUCAAGCGUCAACAGACAAAUUUAUUCUUGCUGGUCAAGAACAACCUGCGUGGGACGAUGCGAACAGAAUCCAAGAAAUGAUCAUAAAUGUCAGUGUGAUCUGGACUGUAUGAUGCGAGGGGAUUGCUGUAUCGAUAUGCCAUUUGCAUGCAAAGUUGACUUGCCCGUCAAGAUUUCCUAUUGGCCAUCCCAGUCACUUUCCUGCACAAAAACAAUCAAUUUUGCCCACUAUCAACGACCAAAAGGAGUUCAUCAGAUGGAAGCUCUUAUUGUCGACCCGAAGAAACCAAGCCCUUACGUGGCUCUCGGACUCGAGGGCUUUGUUGGAAAACUAAAGACAUUCUUCAAUGUGAAAAUUGACGGCGCUUAUAGAUUCUACUUCAUGCUCGGGUCGAAGGACUUUGGACAGGUUCUCGUUGAUGGCGUCAAAGUUGCCGAUCUGAUUUGCUCGGCCACUGCGAAGCCUUUUCAGGUUGAUCUUCUCAUGCCGUUCGGAGGCCACUCGCUUGAAAUAAUCUUUGCUCACACUGCCGGCGCUCAUCAACUCAAAGUAGCCUAUGAAGGACCAGAUACUAUGAUGCGGCCUUCCAAAAUUCCUGUCGUAAAAGAAUCAGACAUAUUGGAAAUGGGUCUGCCUGCUGAAAUCGCAACUACUACAGCUGCCGUCCUUCCGACGCGGCCAGGCGCUGUUCUCGAGAAAUCAACAACGACUACAAAAGCUUCUAUUGGCUGGAAGAAUCCAAAUGUUCCUUCGGUUCAGCCAAAAACUCGUCGACCAGCACCAACGAGGGCCCCUCAAACUGCACGACCACUUCCGAAAAGCUCAGACGAACAAACUAAACCUGAGAGAUUUGAUAUUCGCAUUAUAGUUGGGCUAAGUCUUGGUGUUUUUGUUGGAAUCGUCGCUAUUGGACUCAUAUUUAAAUACCUCAAAGACUGUGUCCAAAUGUCUUCAUUUAAUCAGUAUGUCACUUCAACGGCAGAUUAUAUCGACCCACCAGAGAGAAGAUUGAUAGAAAUCGAAGACGAGGACUUAGAAGAUACGAAAAUAGAGAGGAAGCUGGACAAAUGCAGAAAGUAUCUGAUGAUUGGUCUUGCUUUGGUGGGAGUUUUGUAUUAUAUUGCUUACGAGUUUGAUGGGUUAGAAUCGGAGACAUCCAUGACUGACGCAGCUAUAUCUUGGGUCCAGAUCUCACAGAACUCCGGCCCCAGUCGUCCAGCUAUGGUUGCUCCUGAUCCCUACAAACUUCCUCCACCGAAUGAAUAUGAUCCAGCAAGACAUGAUUUUCCGAAAGCUUACAUUAUCGGCGCUCCUCGGUGCGGCUGUCAUGUCCUCCGGCAGUACAUGGAACAUCACCCGCAGAUGUUCUUCACCGAAGAGCAGAACUUACACUUCUGGGACGAGAAAUAUUCUCAGGGCGUGGAUUGGUACAAGGAGCAAAUUCCGGCAGUAAAGCCUUGGCAAAUCUCCGUCGACUACACGAGUGAGUACUUGAUCCAGCCACAAGUGCCACAAAGAAUGAUUGAUGAGCUCCCAAAUAACCAGACGAGGAUAAUUAUGAUGGUUUGUGACCCAAUCGAGCGCGCCGAACUCGAGUUUUUCGAAAUCUACAACAAUUUGGACACGAAUCAUGCUGAUUGGAAGGCAAAAUUGGACGCUGUCGGCGACAUUGUGACCGAUUUUCCAAGUUUCGCCGAUCUCUACACGAAAUUCCUCUCCGCCAUCAGAGACAAUCCUUCAGAAAUAUCAAAAUACGGCGUUACGGAUUUUGAGGAACUCAUCGAAAAUAUAAGAACCAUCCGCCCAGAAACCUCAAUCCUGACCACAUCUCUCUUCGAUAUCCAUAUUCGCCGCUGGCUGCGAGUUUUCGACCGCGGGAAUAUUCUUAUCAUGGAUGGAAGGCAGCUUCAGACAGCGCCAAUUGUGGCUGUCAGACGUGUUCAAAAUUUCUUGAGAAUCGAAGAUGCAAUUCCGUCAAAAGCAUUUAGUUUCAAUGCGACAGCGGGACUCUUUUGCAUCGACACAAGUCAAUUUUCUGAUUUGAAUGAGAUCGUUUGUCCAGCAAGGGAUUCGUUUGUUUUGCCCGAUGCUGCGCCUCGAAUCUCCAUGGAAGUAAAAAACAAGCUGAAAGAAUGGUUCGCCCCUCACAUGGCCUCAUUCGCGUUCAUGACGAAUGACACUUUCCCCUGGGCUUAUCUUCCUCAAGUUGCCCACAUAGACAUGCCAACUGGACAAGGAUGGGGAGAUCUCAACUGA
Oikopleura dioica is the source of this 3225-nucleotide messenger RNA. The record is from the annotation of a GenBank genome assembly. NCBI's taxonomy places the organism in Eukaryota, Metazoa, Chordata, Appendicularia, Copelata, Oikopleuridae.